UUACAUCACACCCGUCGAUCAGUCCCAAAACCCUACCACCCCUAUUUACUUGCUAGGUUUUACGAAUCAAAACCCCAGAGCCAAUUGCCAAAGCCAAAAAACCCUCCCCCGAGACCGAGAGAGAACAAACCCAUCUCCAACCAUGGCGGCCACAACCCCAAAGGAGUCCGUCCAAUGCUUCGGACGCAAGAAGACUGCGGUAGCAGUUACUUACUGCAAGCGCGGACGCGGUUUGAUCAAGAUCAACGGCUCCCCGAUCGAGCUGGUUGAACCCGAGAUCCUCCGGUUCAAGGCGAUGGAGCCGAUCCUAUUGCUGGGUAGACAGCGUUUCGCCGGCGUGGACAUGAGGAUCCGUGUCAAGGGAGGAGGUCACACCUCUCAGAUCUACGCCAUUCGUCAGAGCAUCGCCAAGGCACUGGUGGCUUUCUACCAGAAGUACGUGGACGAGCAGUCGAAGAAGGAGAUCAAGGACAUUUUGGGGCAAUACGACAGGACCUUGCUCGUCGCUGAUCCCAGGCGAUGCGAGCCUAAGAAGUUCGGUGGUCGUGGUGCCAGGGCUAGGUACCAGAAAUCUUACCGUUAGAGAAGAAAAAGAAGAGUUUGCUUUUCAUGUAUUUUUUUUCUCUCAUUUUUGUUUUGUUAAUUUAAAUUCGAAAAGAAAAACAAUUCCUUUUUGCUAUUAGUAGACUCUGAUUUUGGUUUUAGAUUUUAUUUUAAAAGGGAUAAAUGAAAAAUUUUGUUAUGGUUGAUGAUUUGUUUCAACAAA
Messenger RNA from Cannabis sativa, 766 nucleotides. Its product is annotated as small ribosomal subunit protein uS9. Gene Ontology annotation, biological process: maturation of SSU-rRNA from tricistronic rRNA transcript (SSU-rRNA, 5.8S rRNA, LSU-rRNA); translation. The record is from RefSeq and is a predicted model, not a curated record. Gene Ontology annotation, molecular function: structural constituent of ribosome; RNA binding. Gene Ontology annotation, cellular component: ribosome; cytosolic small ribosomal subunit. The transcript has a single exon. NCBI's taxonomy places the organism in Eukaryota, Viridiplantae, Streptophyta, Magnoliopsida, Rosales, Cannabaceae. Bases 143 to 583 code for a protein of 146 amino acids.